CUGAAACUAGACCUGGGAAGGAAAAGACGACGACAAUCACAUACGAAAAGGUUUAUUGGAGAGAGGAACAAGAAAGAAUUCCAUUCCAUUCCCCAGCGGAGCGCCGACGCCGAGCGCUUGUUGUUCCCCUCCAUCCCAACAAGUUCGCAACGCCACCACCCCUUCCUUCCAUUCCCUUCCCUUCCCUUCCCUCGAGGGAUUGAGGGAAGCGCCGAAACCAACAAGGAAACCCCAAGAAAAGCAGAGUCCGGCGAACACAACUUCGCUUCCUCCUCUUCAAUGCUCUCCCCGUCCCGCGCCACCCCGCCAUCUAGAUGGACUCUGCCCUCCUCCUCCUCCUCCUCCUCGCGGCUGUGCUCGUCGCCGGAGCGGGCGCGGCGACGCACCCGGCCGACCUGGCCGUGCUCCAGGACAUCCGCAAGUCGCUGACCAACGCCGACCUGCUCGGCUGGCCCGAUGGCGGCGACGCCUGCGGGCCCCCCGCCUGGCCGCACGUCUCCUGCGACCACGCCGGCCGCGUCGACAACCUCGACCUCAAGAACGUCGGGCUCGCCGGCCGCCUGCCCGCCUCCAUCUCCUCCCUCGCCGCGCUGAACGGCCUCAGCCUCCAGGGCAACCGCCUCUCCGGCCCGCUCCCCUCCUUCCGCGGCAUGGCCAGCCUCGAGCACGUCUUCCUCAACGACAACGCCUUCGACUCCAUCCCCGCCGACUUCUUCGCCGGCCUCACCGGCCUCCUGGACAUCUCCCUCGGCAACAACCCGCUCAUCAACGCCUCCUCCGGGGGCUGGACGCUGCCCGACGACCUCGCCUCCUCCGCGCAGCAGCUGCAGAUCCUCUCGCUCGACAACUGCAGCCUCGCCGGCGCCAUACCGGAUUUCCUAGGCGCCAUGAACAGCCUCCAGAACCUCACGCUCUCCUACAACAACCUCACCGGCCCCAUCCCCGCCACCUUCAACGGCUCCGGCAUCCAGAGGCUGUGGCUCAACAACCAGCUCGGGGAAAGGAAGCUCUCCGGUACGCUCGAUGUCAUCGCCACCAUGAACAACCUCCAGGAGCUCUGGCUGCACGGCAACGAGUUCUCCGGCCCCAUCCCUGACGGCAUUGGCGCCUGCAAGGACCUGUACAGCCUCCUGCUCAACAACAACCAGCUCGUCGGCCUCGUGCCGCCGAGCCUCUCCACCCUGCCCCAGCUCCGCAAGGUGGUGCUCGACAACAACAAUCUCUUGGGCCCCGUCCCGGCGCUCAAGGCGGUCAACAACUUCACCUUCUCCGCGAACGAGUUCUGCGCGGCCAAACCCGGGGACACGUGCGCGCCGGAGGUGAUGGCGUUGCUCCAAUUCCUCGCUGAGGUGCAGUACCCCACGAGGCUGGUCGAUUCUUGGUCUGGGAAUGACCCCUGCGCGAGUUGGCUGGGCGUUACCUGCGUCCAAGGGAAAGUCACGGUGCUCAAUUUGCCGGGGUAUGGCCUCAAUGGCACAAUCAGCAAGAGUCUCGGUAAUGUGACCACGCUCUCAGACGUCAGGCUCGGCGGGAACCAUCUUACCGGCCGGGUGCCGGAUAGCCUGACGAAGCUCGAGUCGCUCCAGAAGCUAGACUUGUCCAUGAAUGACUUGUCUGGGCCUCUGCCCACCUUCAGCCCGAGCGUGAAGGUGAACGUGACUGGAAAUCUCAACUUCGAUGCCACAGCGCCGCCACCAUACAAUGCCCCUCGGUCGCCAACGACGCAUAGUGCGCCAGGCUCACCGGCCCACGAUGACAGUCCAGGGAAUGGGAAGAAGAACUCAGUCGUGUUGUUGGCCACUACAAUCCCGGUUGCAGUGAGUGUGGUGGCUCUGAUAUCGGUGGCCGCCGUGUUCUUCUGCAAGAAAAGAGCAUCGAUGUCGCCACAGGCAGCGUCUGUUGUCGUCCAUCCCCGUGAUAAUUCUGAUCCAAAUAGCUUGGCCAAGAUUGUUGUGGCGACCAAUGACACCAACAGUAGCACAUCUCAAGGCAAGACACAUAGCGGGGGCAGCAGUUUGGCUGGUGAUGUUCACACGAUUGAAGCAGGAAGUUUCCUGAUUGCCGUGCGAGUCCUCCGUGGUGCGACCAAGAACUUUGCCCAGGAGAAUGUGCUUGGACGUGGGGGCUUUGGUGUUGUUUACAAAGGGGAACUGCAUGACGGCACCAUGAUUGCAGUGAAGAGGAUGGAGGCUGUGGCUGUCAACAACAAGGCUUUGGACGAGUUCCGAGCUGAGAUUGCUGUUCUAACCAAGGUCCGGCACCGUAAUUUGGUGUCAAUAAUGGGGUACUCAGUUGAAGGGAAUGAGAGGCUGCUGGUCUAUGAAUACAUGCCGAAUGGGGCUUUGAGCAAGCAUCUGUUCCAGUGGAAGCAAUUUGAGCUGGAGCCUCUGUCAUGGAAGAAGAGGCUCAAUAUAGCGCUGGAUGUUGCUCGUGGAAUGGAAUAUCUGCACAACCUGGGUCAUCACCGCUUCAUUCACAGGGAUCUCAAGUCAGCAAACAUUCUCCUUGGCGACGACUUCCGGGCAAAGGUGUCAGAUUUUGGGCUAAUGAGAGACGCGCCGGAUGGCAACUUCUCUGUGGCAACUAGACUUGCUGGAACUUUUGGAUACUUGGCUCCUGAGUAUGCAGUGACAGGGAAAAUCUCAACAAAAUCAGAUGUCUUCAGCUUCGGGGUAGUGCUGAUGGAGCUGAUAACUGGGAUGACCGCUAUUGAUGACAGCCAUGUGGACGAGGAAAUCCGUCAUCUGGCAACCUGGUUCUGUCAGAUACGGAAGGAUCAGGAGAAGCUCAGGGCGGCAAUUGAUCCUGCUCUGGAUCUCACGGAUGAGACCUUGGAGAGCAUCUCAGUGAUCGCAGAGCUUGCUGUUCACUGCACUGCCCGGGAGCCCUCCCAGCGGCCAGACAUGGGGCAUGCCGUUAACGUGCUCGUCCCUAUGGCUGAGAAGUGGAAGCCUGCAAAGGACGAGGCUGAGGACUACCUGGGCAUCGACCUGCAUCUGCCGCUUCUCCAGAUGGUGAAGAGUUGGCAGGACGCAGAGGGCAGCAUCGCAGAUGGAAGCAUCCUGAGCCUUGAAGACAGCAAGGGCAGCAUCCCUGCUCGGCCGGCCGGGUUUGCCGAGUCGUUCACCUCGGCUGACGGCCGGUGAAGAGGAGGAAGCACCUUCCUGUCUACGAAUAAGUACAUGUCUCUCUUGGGCAUCCGUCUGUUUUCGCACAGUAUUGUUCUUGUAGGUAAAGAGUGCAUCAUCGUCCAUCCAUGUACUUCUGCUUGUGCUUGUGUAGAUAGAUAUAUUUUUUCCUUUCUUUUUGGUAGGAUUGCUUUUCUGUUAUUAUUCCAAUCUUGAGACUGAAGUCUCUGGCUUUUCCUAGUCAUCAAGACAUGUGUAAUGUUUCUUUAAUUUCCUGUACCCGGAAUUUUUGGCAAA
Messenger RNA from Phragmites australis (common reed), 3425 nucleotides. Its product is annotated as receptor protein kinase TMK1-like. The record is from RefSeq and is a predicted model, not a curated record. Gene Ontology annotation, biological process: protein phosphorylation. The transcript has 2 exons. Gene Ontology annotation, molecular function: protein binding; protein kinase activity; ATP binding. Lineage: Eukaryota; Viridiplantae; Streptophyta; Magnoliopsida; Poales; Poaceae. The coding region runs from base 315 to 3146 and encodes 943 amino acids.